AUGAAGUCGCCUCCUAAUUCCCUUCUUUUUCUUGUUGCGUUGAUGUUUGCAUUGGUGGCGGCUCAAGCCGCCACCGUCGACAACAAGAAAGGGUUGGAGGCAUCGGCCUUCCUGUGGCCGCCGACUCCACCCAAGAAAUUAAUAUACUCACCUUUGCCUACCUUCACCUUCCCUUCCGUUCCAAUCUACAAACCUAAGCCAAAACUAGUUCCCAUUCCUACAAUUCCAAUCUACAAACCCGAGCCAAAGCUAGUUCCAAUUCCUACAAUUCCAAUUUACAAACCCGAGCCAAAGCUAGUUCCUAUUCCUACGAUUCCAAUUUACAAACCCAAAGUAAAGCUAGUUCCAACUCCAAUUCCAAUUUACAAACCCAAGGUAAAGCUAGUUCCACCUCCAAUUCCAAUUUACAAGCCAAAGCUUCCCAUUUAUAAUAAGCCUCCUAUCUAUAUUGGCAACCCAUAA
Molecule: messenger RNA, 462 nt
Organism: Impatiens glandulifera
Lineage: Eukaryota; Viridiplantae; Streptophyta; Magnoliopsida; Ericales; Balsaminaceae
Product: proline-rich protein 4-like
Exons: 1
Coding region: 1-462 (153 amino acids)
Source: RefSeq, a predicted model, not a curated record